GAGGAGUAGGAAUCGGCUCGUCUGACGCCUCUGGCUUCCAGCAGAGUGGAGCAUGCCUCAGCAGGAAGUUCUGGCCGCUGGCGCACCUACCUGUGUGCCGAUCUGCUUCCAAAAGGAGGAGCUGCUUCUUUAUGCUGCAGCUUUCUGCCUGUCCCUGCUGCAGCCUUAGACAUGGGGCCGGUCUGCUGCAAGCCGGGCAGACUGAGGAAAGCACGUCUCCAAGGUGGAGCAGUGGAAAAGGAGCGCGCCCCAAUCAGCCAUGAAUCCUUCCUGCUCAUGGCAAGCUCUCAGACGGACAUGGACGACUGGGUCAGGGCCAUACGGCGGGUCAUCUGGGCGCCAUUUGGAGGAGGAAUCUUUGGCCAGCGUCUGGAGGACACGGUGCAGUUUGAGAGGAAGUUUGGUCCUCGGCUGGCGCCGCUGCUGGUGGAGCAGUGCGCCGACUUCAUCAGAGAGAGGGGCCUGGAUGAAGAGGGUUUAUUUCGGAUGCCUGGACAGGCCAACCUGGUCAAAGAGCUGCAGGAGGCCUUCGACUGCGGAGACAAGCCUCUGUUUGACAGUAACACAGACGUCCACACGGUGGCGUCCUUGCUGAAGUUGUACCUGAGGGAACUGCCUGAACCAGUCAUCCCCUUCUCCAAAUAUGAAGACUUCCUAACAUGUGCACAGCUUUUGUCCAAAGAUGAGGAGGAGGGGAUCCAGGAGCUUGGAAAGCAAGUCAACACUCUACCUCUGCCCAACUACAAUCUCCUCGAGUACAUAUGCAAGUUCCUUGAUGAGGUUCAGUCCCACUGCAACGAAAACAAGAUGAGUGUCCAGAACCUCGCUACAGUAUUUGGACCAAAUAUCCUUCGACCCAAGAUGGAGGACCCGGUGUCUCUCAUGGAAGGAACUUCUCUGGUCCAGCACCUAAUGACCGUCCUCAUUAGGGAACAUCAGCGGUUAUUCUCAGGGAGGGACCAGGAAGGACAUGUCUUGCCUCACACUGAGUUGCCCGCUCAGGGGCAUCAACUCCAGCACCGCAGCCUGGGAGCCUGGAUCUCUGAGGAGGACCUACAGACCGGUGCGGCUCCCAACGCCGACCCGGAGCUGCACAGCAGUGCCUCAUCUCUGGACACCAAACUGAGUGCGGCUGUCCCCCCCGGACAAAAACCGGGGGCUUCAGCAGGGAAAGGAGAACCGGUGGUCAGUCCAAGCAAACAAGCCAAGAGUGCGCCUUCCUGGAAAUACUCUUUUAAAACUUCUUCGACUCCCCGUUCCCAGCCACAGGCUAAGCAGACCCCCACAGCGGCGGAUACUGGCGCCUCCUCUGGAGGAGGAGGGGGUAACUGGCUCAUGAACGGUUUGUCCUCCUUGAGGGGACACCGUCGCACGUCUUCUGGUGAGCGAUCUGCACGAGAUCGCGACUCCUCCGGCUCGUCCCAGAGACUGUCCACUUACGACAACGUGGCCUCCUCUUCUAGCAGCGUCCCCAGUGCGUCCAGCUCCUCCUGCGACAUCUCUGUGCCCAGCUGCGGUGGAGAACUUUUAACCCCUCAGAACUUCAGAGGAGGAGUAGAUGGUGAGGAGAAGGUGGAGUGGACAGAGAGCCAGCGGGAGGCUGAGCGAGAAAAGGAAGAGGGGAUGAUAAAGGAGCCGGGCCUGGACCAGGACAGCUGCGAGGCCGUAGAGAUCUGCAGCGGUGACAGCGAGCCCACAGCGGCGGUGGCAGCUCUGCCGUCCAUUAUUAUGACGGAGGAUGGAGAUGAGACGAUCCUAAACCUGAGCAGUAUGGUGGAGGGUCUGAGGGAGGAGUUGAGGAACCAGAGGACCACAUACGAGGCCAGGAUUCAGAAGUUGGAGGAGUCCAGCGCAGCGCUGACUGCUCAGGUGGAGCAUUUAGAGCAGGAGAUGGAGCAAGAGAAGAAGAAGCAGCACAUGUUGGAGAUCAAACUGCGAAACUCUGAGAGAGCCCGGAAGGACGCUGAGAACCGGAACCGUCUGCUAGAGAAGGAGAUGGAGGAUUUCUUCUCCACACUGGGGGACCUUGCUCUGGGCUCCAGGACCAGCGACAUUUGAUGCAACACAGCAGCAGCCCUGCAGCUGGACGCCCCUUUAAAACAAUAAUUAACUGCUACUGAAUAAAAGGAAAGGGACUGCUGCGCAUUUACUUGGAACUAAUGAAGAUAAAUGCUGAAGGAAGUAAAUGUUCUCAUCGAUCUGAGAUGCUUACAGGGGUCGACUCUUCUGCAUGCUUGAAGCUGAAAGUAUAGAUGGGGGACUGUAACAGGUGUAAAACCUUAUGUUUCUAGGGAAGGCAGUGUCAGAAAUAUCUCAGGUGGCCGUUACAUGGCGGCUGCACAGGCUUCUUCAAUCUCUACUUUCUAGAACUAACAUUAUAGGAACCUCAACUGUGAUGCAGAUCAGUCACUCAGAUCUAUCUUAGCAGCACAUUUAGAAGCAAUGGUUUGUUAUUAAAGGGAAACCCAGUUUCCCCUCUCCUUAAUUCACUAGUUUUUAAAGGUUUAUUAACAGUAAAUUGUUGGGAAAAUAUCAUAUCCUCAACAGGCAUUAAAGUUUAUUUAUUUAUUUAUUGACACAUAGUUUGGAACUAUGUUGCAAUGAAAGAUGAAGUUUUUUUUCAGUUUGUUCAAAGGUUUCUAUGUGUCAUAAAUUCAGUUUUCUAACUGGUUUCCAA
Cyprinodon tularosa is the source of this 2677-nucleotide messenger RNA. RefSeq names its product rho GTPase-activating protein 22-like. Lineage: Eukaryota; Metazoa; Chordata; Actinopteri; Cyprinodontiformes; Cyprinodontidae. Bases 172 to 2058 code for a protein of 628 amino acids. The transcript has 8 exons. Gene Ontology annotation, molecular function: GTPase activator activity. Gene Ontology annotation, biological process: activation of GTPase activity; signal transduction. The record is from RefSeq and is a predicted model, not a curated record. Gene Ontology annotation, cellular component: focal adhesion.